Molecule: messenger RNA, 894 nt
Organism: Emiliania huxleyi CCMP1516
Lineage: Eukaryota; Haptophyta; Isochrysidales; Noelaerhabdaceae
Exons: 4
Coding region: 1-894 (297 amino acids)
Molecular function (GO): glycosyltransferase activity
Source: RefSeq, a predicted model, not a curated record
AUGCGCUACCCGCUCCCGUUCCCCUGUGUCCCUGAUCGUCCUUCCAAGAUCCUGCUCGUGCAGGCGCCGUACACGCUUCAGUCGCCGCGGCUGCUCGCCCGCGUGUCGCUCACGCCGAUGCGGCUGCACGCGGCGAGCACCGAGGGCGACGACGCGUACCCCUCUGUAAUCUACUACUCACGCCGCGCACCGGAGAACGGCAACGGCCGCCUCUUCAACAGCAACCACGAUGAGAUGCUCCCGCGGCUCAUCAGCAGCCGAAUGAAGCACUUCAAUCGCGGCGAACGCUUUGUUUUCUUCAACGGCCGGCAGACGGGCGAGUACCCGCGGCCGGGCUACCCGAUGACGGCGGCGCAGCAGCUCGCGCUCUUUCGGACCGCCAACCUCUUUAUCGGACCGCACGGCACCGCCUUCGCCAACGUGCUGUGGAUGCGGCCCGCGAGGGGCAGCGAGGGGUGCGAGACGCAUCACCAGCGGCUCCCUCACGUGAUCGAGUUCGUCUGCGGCGCGGGGAGCGCCGCCGUGCGCGAGGGCUGCCCGUACGUGCGCAGCUACUACUACAUGCUGGGCGGCGCCGCGUGGGUGAACUGGCACCACGUGCUCUACACGCCGCGGGCGACGGCGGGGGUCGUCAAGGUGGACUUUGGCGAGGUCAAGAAUGCGCUCGACGCGAUCCUCAAGCACCUGCCCCCCACCAACCUCCCGCCGCACUGGAGCACGAUAGAGGGGGUCACCGGCCCGCCGCUCGUCUCCGAGGCGGCCGUCUGGCUGCGGCGCACGGGCGGUGGGCAGAAUGAGUCGCGGCAGGUCGACGAGGAUGACGACAUACCCAAGAACAUCACGGGGUGGACGGGGUGGCGGCAGUUUAUGAUGCUCGAGACGCUGCCGAACUGA